Molecule: messenger RNA, 543 nt
Organism: Lottia gigantea (owl limpet)
Lineage: Eukaryota; Metazoa; Mollusca; Gastropoda; Lottiidae
Exons: 2
Biological process (GO): homophilic cell-cell adhesion; synapse organization
Cellular component (GO): plasma membrane; axon; neuronal cell body
Molecular function (GO): axon guidance receptor activity
Source: RefSeq, a predicted model, not a curated record
UAUGCCCAGGUGAAAUAUGGUGAACCAGUAGAAUUAACAUGUACUGCUACUGGUAGUCCUACACCAACAAUAGAAUGGUUCCGUGGUAAUGAUCAACCUGUACAGAGUAGUGUAUCUGUGGUAAAUGGAGUAUUUCGAAUUGAGUCAGCUACUAAGAGUGAUGAAUCUGAGUAUUAUUGUAAAGCUACUAAUUCAGCUGGUAUGGCUCAAGUACGAACUAUUGUAUAUGUUACUGGUCCACCCAAGAUUACUAUUAAACCUGGUCGUCGAGUGUCAGUUAUUGUUGGUGAAACUGUUACGUUAGAAUGUACUGGAGAGGGAGCACCUACACCUAAUGUGUUCUGGCGUAGUGAAACACCAAGACGAAGUGAUAUUCUACCUGAAGCUUAUGAACCACAAGACGGCUCCGCCCUUCUUAUCUUUGAUGAUGUUCAGAAACAAGAUGCUGGGCGAUAUAUUUGUAUUGCUACCAAUGAACGAGGCAAAACAGAAGACACUGUUGAUUUGACUGGUAAGAUUUAUAUAUUUUUCUGUUACUUGUAA